ACAGCGGCGCCACGGCGGAGAGCUUGUGAAGCGCAGCGCACCUGGACAUCACCGCCGCCAGACACACACACACACACACACACACACACACACACACUUUCUCACUCAUUCAGGCGCACGUCGAGUAACAUGCGCUGCCACAUGUCAUGGCGUAAUGUUCCGAGAUUAUUGGACUUGAAAUGAGCGCAAAGGGAGAAGACUGCGUUCUCAAGUGUGCUGUGGAUCUCCGUCCUGUCCUGUGGAUCUCUCCUGUGGAUCCACUGGAUCCGUCCUGUGGAUCUCCUGUCCUGUGGAUCUCCUUUGGAUCUUCUGUCCUGUGGAUCGCCUUUGGAUCUUCUGUCCUGUGGAUCUCCUGUAGAUCUCCUGUAGAUCUCCUGUCCUGUGGAUCUCCUGUCCUGUGAGCCUUGUCAUCGUUUGUGUGGUGAUUUUGCACAUCCUGUCCUGUCAGUCACUAGACUUGGGCGUGCGUCGGUGUUGCUGCUCCGCUACAUCUAAACUGCCUGCCGUAUUUAUUUUAUCUGCUCUUUCUCUAUGACUCCAUGAUCCGACUCCGUGAUCCGACUCCAUGAUCCGACCGCGUCUCCCGGACACACAGCUGCUUCAGUCACACUUGACAACCCGGAUUUUUUUUUCUUCAGACUGAUUGUUUUGUCGUUUGCUGAUUGAGGAAGCUCGGGAGAAAAAUCCCCCUCAUUCGAGGGGCGACUCGAGCCCUUUUAUUUCCGCCACAUCCCCACCCCCGGUCCCCACCCCCGUCUUUUUCACAUGGGGGGUAAGCAGAGCACGGCGGCCCGGCCGCGGCCCCCGUUUCCCGGUGUGUCUACAGACGACAGCGCGGUGCCGCCAACGGCCCACUUUGGUCACUUCCGGACGGCGGGGACGAUGGGGCUCCGUAGCCGCUCGGUGAGCUCCGUGGCAGGUAUGGGCAUGGAGCAUAACGGCGCCGUGCCCUUCGGUUUUUACACCACAACCACCACCACCGCUGCCAAUCAGGCCGCCCCGCCCAGAGCCACUGAGCCGGACCGGGCCGCGGCAGGACAGGGUUCCGGCUCCGGCUCGGACUCGGUGCGCGCUCACGGAUACCGCGAAACAGGCGGUGACGGGCGGCACACGGACGGGGUGCUGUAUCUGGGCUCGCGGGGAUCACUGGCGGACACGCUGCCUCUACACAUCGCUCCCCGCUGGUUCAGCACACACAGCGGCUUCAAGUGUCCUGUUUGUUCCAAGUCGGUGGCACCCAAUGAAAUGGAGGUUCACUUCAUCAUGUGUCUCAGUAAGCCACGCCUCUCCUACAACGAUGAUGUGCUGGCAAGAGACGCAGGCGAGUGUGUGAUCUGUCUGGAGGAGCUGCAACAGGGAGACACCAUCGCCAGACUGCCGUGCCUCUGCAUCUAUCACAAAAGCUGUAUAGACACAUGGUUUGAGAUCAACCGCUCCUGCCCAGAGCAUCCUUCUGACUGACCUCCAUUCCCUAUUACUACUGCUGAGAAAGGGCACUUUAUGGACCUACACCUAGCUAUCUGGACACUGAUUUAACCAAAUAAAACAAUCAGUCCUAUUUAUUCGAUCAGAUUGGAUCAAACCUGUGGUGAUGGUGACGCAGAAAACCAAAUAGAAGAACAGAACACACCGUCAAGUGUUACUUUCACACGUAUCCCACAAUCCCCUUGCCUGCUGUACUAGCUAGCGACUGUGCUACCCGCUAACUGCCCCUCAUUAAAGUGACCGACGCUGGAUCUUUGUCCCUGGAGUCUCAGGUCUUCGGGGUUCUCCUCUGACUUACCCUGCUGUACCUGACAAAGGGCUCUCAGCUGGAUUAGAGGGUGGGGCCAAACGAAUGCCCAAUCGGAUGGCCGUGCCAAUUAUGGAAUAUGCUGAUUAGAUGGGCCUUGCUUGUGCUUCAUGUUGUCCUUAUUUGGAAAUGGGGCGGGGUUAGGUGUAGAGGUGUAUGGGGUUGGAAUUCGUGUGGGUGAGUGUGUUCUGUGCGCCAAAGCUGUGUGUGUGUGUGUGUGUGUGUGGUUUACAUUUUGCUGUGCUAUGAACGUUUCAGUCUGAUUUGUGUGUGUGUGUGAGUGUGUGUGUGUGUGUGUGUGUGUUUUGGGGUGUGGGGGGGUUGGCAGCAGUGGGAAUUGAAAUUUCCCUCACUGAGUCACAUUGGCCCGUUUACUGAUUAUUAAUUUACAGCGUUACAUCAAUUCCCCCAUAAGUGUGUGUGAGUGUGUGUGUGUGUGUGUUUGUGUUUGAGUGCUUGCACACAUCUAGAAAGCUGCUUAAUGUCUGGAUGUGGAACCACUGACGGACUGGUGUGAAACUGUUGCGAGAUACGAUCUUCCUUUCCUUUUUUUUUUUUAUUUUAUUUUAUUUUAUUUUUUUUUCAAAACAAUCCCGUGAGAAAUCUCACGUAAAAAUAAACUCUUGAAGCUCCUGGAUGCCUCUGCUGUAUAAAGAACAUCCGCUGUUAGAAAAUGUGAGAAUUGUAAGAAAAAAAAAAAAUAUCCACAAGCGAAAUACGAUGGACAGAAACAGCCUAAAAUGGACUGAGGGGUAAAGGGCAGGGCCAUGCAAACUGACCAAUCACAUGGCAGUCCUGAUCCCAGAGUUGUGAUGAGGUGGGUGUUGCUUGUACUUCAUGUUAUCUUCAUUAGGAAAUGGGGUGUGGGGGGUGGGGAUGGUGAGAGGACGGACAUGAUCGCAAAGCGAACCGGAUAGCAGGAAACGUGCAGUCGGCGACGACGGGACGCUUUAGUUUCCUGUUUUCUUCCAUUUCAUGGUUUUUUUUUUUUAUGGUAAUACAUUUUUGAAGAUGUGAAUGGACGCCUGUUUUUAGGAUGUACAAACUUAAUUGUCUGAUGACUUUGAUGUGCAGUCUGUGGGCUGAGUAAUACUGAUAAUGAUAUCUAUAAUUAAAAAAAGACAAAAUAAUAGA
Tachysurus vachellii is the source of this 2926-nucleotide messenger RNA. RefSeq names its product zinc and ring finger 1 (gene znrf1). Bases 766 to 1461 code for a protein of 231 amino acids. NCBI's taxonomy places the organism in Eukaryota, Metazoa, Chordata, Actinopteri, Siluriformes, Bagridae. The record is from RefSeq and is a predicted model, not a curated record. The transcript has 5 exons.